Linum trigynum is the source of this 3715-nucleotide messenger RNA. The record is from the annotation of a GenBank genome assembly. Lineage: Eukaryota; Viridiplantae; Streptophyta; Magnoliopsida; Malpighiales; Linaceae.
CAACCUCAUCCCAUCUAUUCCUGCUAGCUAGCAAACAUUCCAACCCUAAUUAAUCUCCCAUCACCUAGAGAAGAAAAACAUCAGCAACCAUGGUUCUCUUUGAUUUCAAAUCAGACAAGCACUUUGUUACCUCUUCGGACAAAACCACCCUUAGAGUUUGUGAGUUGAGCGAUCCUUCUAUUCACCCUUCUCUUAUACGAAAUGCUCACUGGAGAGAAGUUGGCAAUAUCACGGUUGAUAGCGACGAUGAUGAUAGAGACGUUGAUGAUCACUUGGCAGAAGAGCGGUACUACGACGGGCUGUUGUUUUUCGAUGGCCAUGGAAAGAUCGAGGGACGGCAAGCCCUAACCAAGCUAGCCCAACACCUCACCCGAUUGGGUUUGAUGGUGAGCCCUGGAGGGUGUUGCUUCCAAGACGUGACUGAGCUCCGCGAGCAUAAAGAGUUCGGGAUUCACUAUCUCCGAUUGAACGAUCUCUUCAACUGGUCCAAUCACGGUGUUUACUCGGCGAAGAUCGGCACGUGUCAGCGCUUGGAGUUGAAGUACAGCGUGCCUAAGCAUAAGAAAAUAACAAAGUCGCCGACGGUGGGCGUGGUGAGUAAGGAGAAGUACGAGGAGUUGAGAAGGACGUUGAACGAGAAGAAGGAGGAGCUGAAGAAGGUGACCACGGAAAUGGAAGACGAGAUACAAAAACUAAGGGAUGACCAUGAAGAAGAGCUACAGAAGGUCCAGCAAGAGAUGGAAGUGGCCAUUGACAAGAGAGAUGCCGAGCUACGGAAGGUGAAGAAGGAAAAGGGCGAGGAGUUGCGGAAUCUGAGGAAGGAGAAGGACGAGGAAAUACGAAAACUGAGGCGGGAGAUGCAUGAUGAAGUGGAAAGACUGGAGAGAGAGAAGGAUGAAGAAACAUCAAAGCUAGAUCAGAAGAAAGACGAGGAGGAAACGAUUGAUCACCAACCGGGAAAGGAGCAGGAAAUGAAGAUGUUGAGGAGGGAAGCAGACGAUUUGAAGAAGCAGGCCAAAGAGAAGGACGAGGAGUUACUGAAGCUGAGACGAGAGUUGGAGGAUCUACGAAGAUCGAAGAAGGAUGCUGAGGAAGAAGAAGGAGAUCAUAACCUAGAAGAGGAGAACAAAAAGGAUAAGGAAGCACUACAACAACUCAUAAAGGAGAAGGAUGCCAAAUUGCAAGAACUAGGAAACCAAAGGGACCAACUGUUGGGUAAGCUAGAGCUGUACAGUAACAACUCAUGGACAAAUCUAGUUUCUGUAAGAUACGUUGCUACCGGCUACGGCAGGCUCAGAAAACGGGUGCCGCGAGAGAAGUUUGAAAGAUACAGCGAAAUGAACAUCGUACAUGGCUGCCACCGCUACGCUCCACACACGACGGCGUUUUCGGCGUUCCCUCGGCUAUACAUCGGUGUUUUGGAUGAGGUGUCGACCGACCAUUGGCCGCUUCCACCUAGCGUUAAGUUUUUGGUUGGUAACGGCGGCCAGUUCGACGUCGACAACUGGUGGUUUAUGAAGACGUCUCACCCGGAAGGAGGCACGACGAUGCUGGCUUUUUACGACGGCAGUCUUUCGAGUUGUGCCGACGUCGGCUAUACAUGCAAUACGAGAUUGUGUUACCCUAGGGGUCGUGAUUUUUAUGCGGAUAGAAGCUUCUUCCUGGCUUGUGUGGAUAGUGAAUGGAGGCUGGCUUUUACGUAUCGAGAGUAGAUGAUGCUGCGAUGCUAGGCUCUUGGUGCAUGGCCUGUUUUUUUUCAUCAACUUUUUUCUCUAUUAUGCUUCGUUGUUUUUUCUCGUUCGUCUUCCCUUUUUGUCGUGAACUGAAAAGAUGUGGGACAAAUAAUUAGCCUUCUAAUUCUAGUACUGAUCAUUGAGAUUAGAACUUCCUACCACGCUAAUUAAUGAUAGUUUGGUGCACACACUAACAGUCGUUAGUCGAAUCCUCUAUUGUUAUAGCUGAUCGCGCAAAGGAAUAAUUGAAUGGUUGGUCUGAAAGUAAUUAGCUUCAUUGCUAGAGACUAAUUCUACCAAAAAUUAUAAACAAUAAAGAGAAACUGAAAAGGAACUCUUUUCUAAGAUACAUGCAAAAUUUCCAGCCGUUUUUAAAGUACAAGUAAAUGGUAAACCAUUUUUUUGCAAAUUUAUGUGUGUUGUUACUCCUCAUAUUACGGUAAAAAAAGGUAAAAUAUUUUCAAGAAUAAUCAAAUCGUCAGAGCAGUUAUUAUAAGAAAGCACAUAUAACUUAAUUUAUAAGGUCAAUGCUUGUCAAUUGUCAUCAUGUACUUUUGGUUUGUUAGAAGGAAUCAGUCGAUGGAUUAAUUGAAAAAAGAAAACCUCUAGCAUAGCCAUUUCCUGUGCACCAAGACUACUUUCCCUUAAAACAUCGUGACUCAAUGUCACUGUUUCAACUCGGAUGGAGCUCCAAUGUGCGCGGGUGCAGGGUGGUCACUGGUUGAGUCCUGAUGGGAUUUGCUUGGUUCAGUUGCGUUUUUACCACGGUUUGUCUUUGUUGCGACAGUUUAGUCACUUGGAUCCUCUCUUUCCCCCUCACUCGAGUUGAUCACAUGGCAACUAUUUGCCCCUUUGAGUUCUAGGACAAGAGAGGUAGUGACUACUAUUUUGGGUUUUACUUUUUGCUUGAGAUGACCGUUGAUUGGAGGGGGCUAGAGUUGACGCAUUGAAGUGGACAAGCAGUGAGGCCACAUUGGAGAGAGGGAAGCUAAGGUGAGUCUGCACUCUGCAACUUCCUUGGUUGUAAGCAAGGCCACGUUGCCGCAUCGGUUCUUGGAGCUCAGGGCAGGAAAAAGCAAACUCUGUUGUGUGUGUCAAGGCUUAUCAGGGAAGACAGAGCAACUAUCUCCUACUCCCAAGUUUUCCCUGACACCCAGCUCACAAUCCCAUAUCUCUCUGUUUUCGUGGCUCUUUUCUUCUAUACAUCUACUCUUCUAUUUCUCUUCACCCCAACAUUGUUCCCUGUCUCUCUCUCUCUUCGUCUUUCUCCCCUUCUCCCAAAGAUGCUCGCUCGGGCAAAUUGCCCGUUUGUCUUCAGGGAUUGCAGACACCAGCUUGGAGAUUUCACAUUCUACACUCAUCCUCUUUGCCCUAGGAUUCAUCCUCAACCGUGGAAGACCGUCGAGGCGAAGAAGACGAUAUAAAGCUACGUAUCUGAACUGGGUUCAAGGACUAACCGUAUCUGUGCAGAGAAGGUGAAAUGCCUGGGUGUAUAAAUGUAAAAUGUUUUACGUAAUAUUUAACUCGAUUGCUUCCCCUGAUCACCAGCUUUGUCGUUCUGCCAUUUUUGUAGGCUUAAGUUGCAGUUGGAACAUCAACGAUGAUGGUGGCCAAGAGAAUCAGGUAGGGAGAGGCGGGGAAAUCCUAGAGUUGUGCGGUUUGGAAUUCCGCCGGCUAUUUCUCUUUUCCACCUAUUCUCACCCAUAUGUGGGGGUUCAUGUGAGCAUCCAAUAUUUGUUCUUUUGUUUCUCUACUCUUUGUGGGUUGUGAUUUUAUUCUCUAUCCCCUUCUGCUUGCAUAUACCCCGAACUGAUUAAGGAUGCCCAUGAUCAUUUUCUUGGAGUCGUCUUCGAUAGAGACGGAAACCAGAGACAUAGACGAAGGUUAUUCUAUCUUUGAUGGUUCUGUCAAUCUUUUCCCCCUCUCUCUACUCCUAUUGUCUAAACUAGCUUCCUCUUUUCUAAUACAUGCCUUUUGUUUGA